This is a messenger RNA of Talpa occidentalis (Iberian mole), 4664 nucleotides long. RefSeq names its product Sad1 and UNC84 domain containing 1 (gene SUN1). The transcript is spliced from 23 exons. Gene Ontology annotation, biological process: nuclear envelope organization. The record is from RefSeq and is a predicted model, not a curated record. NCBI's taxonomy places the organism in Eukaryota, Metazoa, Chordata, Mammalia, Eulipotyphla, Talpidae. Gene Ontology annotation, cellular component: meiotic nuclear membrane microtubule tethering complex; nuclear envelope. Bases 178 to 2967 code for a protein of 929 amino acids. Gene Ontology annotation, molecular function: protein-membrane adaptor activity.
CCGCAGUUCCGUGUGAGGGAGGCCCUAAUUCUGAUGGGUUGGGAGAACUGUGUGCCUGUGGCUAGAAAACAGGACCGUGCAGUGCCAGCUUGGGCUGCUGAAGCUCCUGCCUUUGCUUUUCUGGCCUCCACCCCUGUGUGACUGAAUCUAGAUUUAGUAUGAUUUGAGAUCGCGAACAUGGACUUUUCUCGGCUCCAUAUGUAUACUCCUCCUCAGUGUGUGCCUGAGAACACUGGCUACACAUAUGCACUCAGUUCUAGUUAUUCUUCUGAUGCUCUGGACUUUGAGACUGAGCAUAAAUUGGAUCCCGUAUUUGAUUCUCCAAGAAUGUCUCGCCGUAGUCUGCGCCUGGUCACCACAGCAUAUUCCACCGAAGAUGGCCAGGCUAAGGUUGCUCAUACCCAUGCUAGCAGCUCCACCUCUCUCAAGGACAGAGUGACCACCAGAACAGCAAAACAGCGCAGAGGUGCAGGCAGAACGCCUUUCAGCAUGAACCACACCUCAAGAAGGGCAGUGUCCUCGGCUGUCAGCCAGAGCAGCUCUGGCGGGCUGCAGGCUGAAGCAUGUCUGCGGCCUCCUGUGUUGGAUGAGUCUCUCAUCCGUGAGCAGACCAAAGUGGCCCACUUCUGGGGUCUUGAUGAUGAUGGAGAUAUUAAAGGUGGAAAUAAAGCUGCCAAUCAGGGGAAUGGUGAUCUGGCUGCAGGGGCAGCAGCCACAAAGAGCAAUGGCUACACCUGCAGUGACUGCAGCAUGCUAUCUGAGCGCAGGGACAUGCUCACCGUGCACUCCACGCCCCAUGCCCCACUGGCUUCCAGAAUUUACUCCAGAGAUAGAACUCAGAAACGCGGUGCAUCUUUCUACAUGGAUAGGAUUUUGUGGCUGGCCAAGUACACUUCGUCAUCUUUCUCAUCAUUCUUAGUUCAACUUUUUCAAGUGGUUUUAAUGAAGCUCAAUUAUGAAUCAGAAAAUUACAAAUUGAAAAGUUAUGAAUCAAAAGAUCGUGACUCAAAAAGCUAUAAGUCACAAAGCCAUGAAUCAAAAGCUCAUUCCAAUUACUGUGGGAGAAUGAAUGUAAAAGAGUUUGUCGGAGAGCAAGGCCACCUCAGUGUGAAUGGGGAGUCGUUGUGCGAUGACUGUAAGGGGCAGAAGCAUCUUGAAACACACACGGCCAUCUACCUGCAGUCUUCACAGCCAAAACUGGGAGCAGGGGCCACUUGGCACAUCUUUUCUUAUGCAGGUUACUUCUUGCUGCAAACACUGCAAAGGAUUGGAGCUGCGGGAUGGUCUAUGUUGAAGACGAUGCUGUCGGUUCUCUGGUUGGCCAUGAUGGCUCCAGGGAAGGCAGCCUCUGGAAUAUUCUGGUGGCUAGGGAUUGGAUGGUACCAGUUUGUUACUUUAAUUUCUUGGCUGAAUGUAUUUCUUCUUACUAGGUGCCUUCGAAAUAUUUGCAAGUUUCUAAUCUUGCUCAUUCCACUGUUACUUUUACUAGGUGCAGGCCUUUCCUUGUGGGGCCAGAGUGGUUUCCUUUCAUUCCUACCUGUGUUAAACUGGACAGACAUGUACAGAACACAGAGGGUAGAUGAUCCUAGGAACGUUUUCACACCAGACACUUCUCACCUGAACCAGCCUCCAGAGGGUGGGACUUUUACCAAGCAUCAGAUGAGUGAAGUGGAAAGGUGGAUGACGUCUUUGUAUGGACAGUGUCACAACCAUGAGGAGAAACUUACAGAACUGACAGUUUUGCUUCAGAAAUUACAAAUGCGGGUGGACCAGAUGGACAGUGGUAGUGAAGGCACACUGUCCUUGGUUAAAGAUGUGGUGAGACAGCACCUAAAGGGAAUUAAUGCUGAUGGACUGUUGGGCUCUCAGGCGGACUUUAUGACUUUCCAGCAAGAACAUGAGCUGCGCAUCUCAAGCGUGGAAGAUAUUCUUAGAAAACUGACAGAAAAAUCUGAGGCCAUCCAGAAGGAAUUAGAAGAGAUCAAGCUAAGACCCGUUAGUGGAAUCAGUGAAGAACAGCGCCUGCUUUCCAUGGUUGAACAUCUUGAGCUGGAGCUUGGUCAUUUGAAAUCGCAGUUGUCAAAUUGGCAGCAUUUGAAGACCAGCUGUGAGAAUGGAGACACAGCACAUGAAAGAGUAGAUGCCCAAGUCAGAGAAACUAUCAGACUCAUGUUUUCUGAUGAUCAGCAAGAUGGCUUUCUUGAAUGGCUGCUUCAGAAGUUUUCUUCUCAAUUUGUGAGCAAGGAUGACCUGCAGAUUUUAUUACAAGAUUUAGAGCUGCGGAUACUAAAGAAUAUUACCUACCACAUUUCUGUGACAAAACAGAUUCCAACAUCUGAAACUGUGGUGUCUGCUAUGAAUGAGGCAGGGGUUUCUGGAAUAACAGAAGCACAAGCACAUGUCAUUGUAAACAAUGCAUUGAAGCUGUAUUCCCAAGAUAAAACUGGCAUGGUGGACUUUGCUCUGGAAUCUGGUGGUGGUAGUAUCUUAAGUACUCGAUGUUCUGAAACAUAUGAGACCAAGACAGCAUUAAUCAGCCUGUUUGGUAUCCCUUUGUGGUACUACUCCCAGUCUCCCCGAGUCGUCAUCCAGCCUGACAUAUAUCCAGGUAACUGCUGGGCAUUUAAAGGCUCCCAGGGGUACCUUGUGGUGAGACUGUCGAUGACCAUCUACCCAACCACCUUCACUCUGGAACACAUCCCAAAAACACUGUCACCCACAGGGAACAUCACCAGUGCUCCCAAGGAUUUCAUGGUCUAUGGAUUAGAAAAUGAGUAUCAAGAAGAAGGGCAGCUUCUGGGACAGUUUACAUAUGAUCAAGAAGGAGAAUCCCUCCAAAUGUUCCAUGUGCUGAAAAGACCUGAAAGAGCUUUCCAAGUAGUGGAACUUCGGAUUUCUUCUAACUGGGGUCAUCCUGAAUACACAUGUCUCUACCGGUUCCGAGUUCAUGGAGAACCUAUCAAGUAAAGCUGCACCUCGCUGUUGUUGUACAUUUUGUAUAUAUGGGACAGCCCGAAACACUGGAACCUUUUGUGAAUGAGGGCGUUUAGAAUAACAGGAUGACAUCAUCCCUAAAUAAAUGUCACCAACUGGCAGCAGGAGAGUGUGGAGACUGAAGUGUUAAUGCUCUGAUGCCCAGCUUGCUGUUAUGUCCAUAGGAAACACUGCAUGCUCAACACUUGGUUCACGGGGACCCGUUAGCCAGGUAUUCUCUGGAAACUCAUUUGAAUGUAUCGUUCACAAGACACUUAACUUUAUUUUGAGGAUUUGUUUUUGAACAUAAAGCUCUUCUUAUUUGUAUUUUCCUAAAAUCAGGAACAAAGCAAAUGAAGGUAAAAAGGUUUGACGUGUUCCUGAAAUUUUGAUAAUUAGCUUUCACUGGACCUCUUAAGGACUUUUGGGGCACAUACAUAUUUCAUCUGUUAAAUCCAAUACACAUUUCUUUCAGGGAAAAAGAGUCACCAAAUUUCAGAGUUUUAAACUCCUUUCCUUCAGAAUGAGAUAUUUCCUUUACUCAGCACUUGUUAUUUUAAGUCACCAUGUGAGGAAAUAACUAAUAAGGGUUUUUCUGCUUAGUUUGCUCCUACUUCUUAGAAAAACUUUCAGUCAGGACCCAGUAUGGGAAUACCCAUUUAGGAAAUGGGGAAUUCUCAUUUCCUUGUUGGUUGAAGUGGGUCUGAUUUGAAAGGAGCUGGUCUGGAUCGAAACACAUAAAUGGAGUUCUCUGGUUCCACCUAGCCACACACCCUGUUGGGAUAACUCUGGAGUUCUCAAUUGACAGUAUGAAUAGGAACCAAGGAAUCCAACCUUUUUCAGGUUUCGUUUUGAAUUUUGCUAAAAAGCGAACACUAACAUGCUUUAAAUCUUUCAGAGGCUUAUAUUUUUAUUACAUGGAUGGUUAUCAAAGGAGAUUGUCCAGUGUGGCAAAUUCAUGAAGCUGUUUCAUUUAUGAUUGUAAUUUUUCCUAUAGCAGCACUUUCUUUGGCUCUAGUUGGGAUUUCCCAUUUAUUAUGACUGUUGGCCAUUCUCACUCAAUUCCUAUGAGACUAAUUUUGAUGACAAUAUUUAAUAUUUAGACAGUUUUACUGAGCAAACUUUAUAAUGAGAUAUCUGUGAGGCACUAAAAGUGUUACGGAUGUUUUACCUUAAAAAUUAUUUAAGUUUUAUUGGGUUGACAGUUUUUUUGGUAUACUGUAAAUGUAUUUUCAGAAAAAGAAAAAAAAUGAUGGUGCUGACUGGUUUUUCUGGAGAGUUUUGUGUAUAUUGCACAACAGUCCUCAAAUAUACAAAAAUUACAUAAAGUAGCAUUUUUUUCAUUCUUAGAAUUAGAACUAAUGCCUAUGCAUUAAGUUGGAUAAAAUGUAUACAGCUGUUUCAUAUAUUACAGGAUAAAUAUGUAAAUCAAAAUUUCCUAUAUAGAACCAAAUUGGGGGUUGGGGUGGAAAUAUUUUGAAUAUUAAUUUAUUUUUAAAGAUGCAAGAUAGGACUUUGUGCAAUGUAUUUUUGUAAAUGCUUUUCAAUAUAUUUGUCUUUGGUAGAGCUUCUUUUGCUGCCACCAAAUUGAUAAGAUACUAUUGAAAUGUUUAAAUAAAGAGUUUUAAUUUUUAAACGUGCAUGUGAUAUUUCAAAUGAAUAAUAAACAGUGUAUUUCUUUUCUCAAUGUG